This is a messenger RNA of Magnolia sinica, 2032 nucleotides long. Its product is annotated as rust resistance kinase Lr10-like. The record is from RefSeq and is a predicted model, not a curated record. Gene Ontology annotation, molecular function: protein kinase activity; ATP binding. NCBI's taxonomy places the organism in Eukaryota, Viridiplantae, Streptophyta, Magnoliopsida, Magnoliales, Magnoliaceae. Gene Ontology annotation, biological process: protein phosphorylation. The transcript is spliced from 2 exons. The coding region runs from base 121 to 1251 and encodes 376 amino acids.
AGGCAAGAAACCAAAUAUUGCAGUGUAAAAAAAUGGGCAUUAUUGGUAUUAUUACAUUAAAAUGAUUUUAUGUUUUAUUGAUCUUCUCUAUAAUAUGAUUUUACAGGUAGAAAUGGAGGCAUGGAUAAGAAGAAGACCAUUGCCAUUGCCAUUGCCAUAGGAGCAGGGUGUUUCCUUCUAGCAGGCUUGCUCUUCUUGCUCAUUCGAGCCAAAUCUUCUGGCUCUUCAAGAAGAAAUUGGAAGAAGAAAACUGGCAAUGCUGGUAACGUUCGUGACGUCGAAGAGUUCUUAGAAAUCUGUGGAACCUUUGCUCUAAGAAGAUACACCUAUUCAGAUCUCAAGAAGAUUACCAACUCAUUCAAGGAUAAUUUAGGCCAAGGAGGGUGUGGUGGUGUGUUCAAAGGUAUGCUACAGGACGAUCGUCUUGUGGCCGUGAAGGUCCUGAAUGAAUCCAAGGGCAACGGAGAAGAUUUCAUUAAUGAGGUGGCCAGCAUUGGUAGGACUUACCAUGUGAAUAUCGUCUCACUUCUAGGUUUCUGUUCGGAGGGGUCUAAAAGAGCACUCAUCUAUGAGUUCAUGCCGAAUGGAUCUCUAGAAAAAUUCAUCUACACCGAGAAACCAAGAGAAUCACAUCCCUUAGGGUGGGAAAAACUCUACCAAAUUGCAAUAGGUGUAGCUCGAGGACUAGAGUACUUGCACCGUGGUUGCAACACACGCAUUCUACAUUUCGACAUAAAACCGCAUAACAUUCUUCUAGAUCAAGAUUUCUGCCCCAAGAUCUCAGAUUUUGGACUAGCGAAGCUGUGCCCCACACAAAAAAGUACUGUAUCUGUGUUGGGUACCAGGGGGACCGUUGGAUAUAUUGCCCCUGAAGUAUAUUGUAGAAACAUUGGCGGUGUUUCCUACAAGUCAGAUGUUUAUAGCUAUGGUAUGAUGGUACUGGAAAUGGUUGGAGGAAGAAAGAACAUUGAUCCGCUUGUGGAGAACACCAGCGAGAUAUAUUUUCCUCAUUGGAUAUACAACCGUCUCACUACAUACAGCCAUCUUGAUCUACAUGGAUAUCUAGGUUUACAUGGAAUUGCAACCAAAGUUGAAGAAGAAACAGCAAGGAAGAUGAUCUUAGUUGGUUUAUGGUGCAUCCAAACCAACCCAACAGAUCGGCCUUCAAUGAGUAGGGUGGUGGAGAUGCUGGAAGGAAGCCUUGAUGACUUGCAAAUGCCACCCCAGCCAUUUCUAUCUUCUUCUUCAUGAAUUGAUCAUAAAAAGUUCUGAGACUUCAAUAUCCUACGAUAAUUUCUUUCACAAUUGCUUGAAAACAAAACAAUAUAUAUUUUAGCCGAUGCAUCAUAUUACAAAUAAAAUUGCAUUUGUCAUAUGCAUUAGUCACUAGCAUUAGAUGUGGUAGAUUUCUUUCAUGAAUUGUUCCACGCGCUUGUAGUUGUUCUCGUAAAAUCGCUCUACUGCGACAGAACGCCCGUCGUGAAACUAACCUGAAGAAAAGAAGUAAAAUUCUAGUAAAUUAACUAGGAUUAUUAAUGGCCAGAGCUAGCUCAUUUGCCUGGGCAUAUCCUGGAAUGGUCCAGCGUCAUGAUGCAAUUUUAGGCCCAUGGGCAAAUCUUUGGACUGAUUUCAGCCCCAAAAGAUUAAAUCUGCUAAAUCCAAGCCUAAUUAAGCUUGAAUUGGGCUUUCUUUGCAGACCCCUUGGGCCAUGCACAGGACUCAAUAUCAUUCGCACCAAAAAAGGGGGUCUGUCUAGCACUAACCCUGUCAAGGAAUGAAUAUAACCCAUUAACGGACUAAAUUUCAUUCGAACCAAAUAAAAUGGCCUGUCUAGCACUAGCUGUUGUUCCAAUGCACAGGAAUUAAGAUUCAAUUCUACGUGACACCUUUGUUUAUGUACAGGGAGGCCAUACGUUCACGUAUCUUUUGUUUUUCAAAAACCAUACCAUAAAACCAACAUUAUCUUGCAGUCCAACCGGACUUGAGUUGAGCAAAUUACGGUCGAGUCCAAGUUGCAACCCUAGUAUUUAGC